Cryptococcus deneoformans JEC21 is the source of this 1351-nucleotide messenger RNA. Its product is annotated as galactinol synthase, putative. Lineage: Eukaryota; Fungi; Basidiomycota; Tremellomycetes; Tremellales; Cryptococcaceae. The record is from RefSeq and is a predicted model, not a curated record. The transcript has 4 exons. Bases 173 to 1288 code for a protein of 371 amino acids. Gene Ontology annotation, molecular function: glycosyltransferase activity.
CAGGGGACCUAAACGUGCUGAACUUCGAGAUAAGGUUCUUUUUUCUGUUAUACUCAAUUCUUCCUUGAUUGUACAUUUUUGUUGUUCGUUGUCUUCUUUGGACGACGUUGAAAAGAAAAAAAAAAAAAGAUCACCACUACUUGCUUGAAAAGUCGGCGAUCGUUGAAAGACAAUGGUCGUCAGUCCGCCUUUGACUCCUGGUGUGCAAGGAUCCCGAGCGUGGGUGACGCUCGUAACCAACCCUGCGUAUGUGGCCGGUUUACUUACUCUUCAUCGUACCCUGUCGUCUCUUUCCGCGUACCCACUCUUGGUGAUGACUACUCCUUCACUCCCUGCCACUCAUUCGUCACUUCUUCGUUCCCUUGGUCUGAAUCUCGUUCCGGUAUCUCACCUCUCGCCGUCUUCUUCGCAACAUCCUGGAUUUGAUCCUUCAUUUUCUCGAUUCAAUGAUGCUUGGACCAAGCUGCAAGUGUUUGGGCUUACAGAGUACGACAAGGUCAUUCUGAUAGACUGCGAUAUGAUCUUCCUCAAGGAUAUGGACGAAUUAUUUGACUUUGAGCUACCAGGAAGAGAUUGGAUCGGAGCUUCUCCUGCCUGUGUAUGUAAUCCACUCAAACUUGGACACUAUCCAAAGGACUGGAUCCCCGCCAACUGCUCCCUAUCCAUGCAGCAAUCUCCCACUUCUCUUACAUCUCCCCCCAUCCCAUCCCCGUCCGCCCCACGUACAGCUCAUUUGCUUAAUUCGGGACUUGUAAUUUUACACCCUUCAUCAACUGUCCUUGCAUCUCUGAUAGACUUUAUCAACACGUCUCCUACCAUCGCCCAUGUCAAAUUUGCCGAUCAGGAUGUCAUUGCCGAAGCUUUUAAGGGAAGAUGGAGGCCGUUACCGUGGUGGUGCAACGCGUUGAAGACGUUGCGAGCUGUCCACAAGCCGCUGUGGAGGGACGAGGAGGUUGGAAUCAUACAUUACAUUCUGGAUAAGCCGUGGUCGGCUCGUCCCCCUUCACUCCCGCCGCAUCAACACCCCUCGCCCGCGUUGCCGCCUUCCCCUGCUUCUCUAGACGGAAGCGAUGACGGUCAAGCAUCCUACCAUGUAAAACCACAAAUUCGCCGCCGACCUUUGCCAUCCGGUCUACUUGACGCCGUUCGAAAUUCACCACCGCAAAAGAGUUUGACGGAUUAUAGCGAAGUAGAUGCCUGGUGGUGGAUCGUGUAUGAAGAUCUUCUAGACGAUCUGAAGGCCAGAGGCGUGGAUUGGGAGGCUGUUGAUAAAUGGGUUACUCGAUAAAAAAUUGAUUUCCAGCGCGUUAGGCCGAUAGAUGUUCACAUAGAGUAAAUUGUAAAAGAAUUA